AUGGCGGUGUUGGUGCUGGCGGCGCGGCUGCUGGCCGACAACCCCAUAUGCGGGGUGAGGCAGGCGGCGGCGGCGGCGGGGGGCAGCGACGUGCCGGAGCUCACGGCCCGUCAGCCGGCCGGGUGGCCUUGGCAGGUGAGCCUGGAGCUGGCCACCGAGAACAAGCACUUCUGCGGCGGGGCGAUCAUCAGCGAGUACUGGGUGAUCACGGCGGCUCACUGCUUCAUCCCGCCGGUCCCCCAGAACCUGCAGGAGAUCGUGGUGGUGAGCGGCCUGAGCAGGCAGAUGAGGCCCGAGCAGUGGGUGCGCUACUCCAACCCGCACGACAUCAUCAUGCACGAACAGUUCAACGAGCAGACGGGCGAGAACGACAUCGCCCUGGUCAGGAUGGUGGAGCGCAUUAGCUUCGGCCAGCACGUCGUGCCCGUGUGCUUCCCCAACAGCAACAUCUUCUUCGGCAACACCUGGUCCCCAUGCUACAUCACCGGGUGGAUGAAGUCCGGCGAGGAGACCACCGACCUCCUCCAGGAAGCGCCCGUCUCCUUCAUCUCAUUCAAAGACUGCAACGAGACCAUCUUCAGCGGCAAGCUGCAGCCCACCAUGAUGUGCAUGGACUCCGAGAAGAGCCAAGACCUCGCCUGCCACAUGGACUCCGGCGGCCCGGUGGUUUGCAAGGUGAAGGGAAGGCGCCAGUUUUACCUGAUCGGGGUGGUGAGCUGGGUGAGCGACUGCGCCCAGCGCUGGCCCGGCGUCUUCACCAUGACCAAGUCUUACCUCACCUGGAUCCAGAAUGUCACCUCCCGCUAUGGGAAGAUGUUUGACUUAAAGGAGUACGGCGCCGAGAGCUCACCGCGGCAGCAGAGAUCAUCGGUGGCCACCAACACCAAACAAGCCAAAGCCAACACCAACCAAACCUGCGGCCAGGCGACCAUGGCGGCAAAAGCCGCGAAACCCACGGACAGCUUCACACUGACAGAUUCUGGGAACGUCUGCUGUUCCCCACUCAGUUGGUUAGCAAUGGCCCAUCUCCGCUCACUCGUGGUCCUUGUGCUCGCAACAUGA
Molecule: messenger RNA, 1062 nt
Organism: Amblyraja radiata (thorny skate)
Lineage: Eukaryota; Metazoa; Chordata; Chondrichthyes; Rajiformes; Rajidae
Product: chymotrypsinogen A-like
Exons: 1
Coding region: 1-1062 (353 amino acids)
Biological process (GO): proteolysis
Molecular function (GO): serine-type endopeptidase activity
Source: RefSeq, a predicted model, not a curated record